UUUUAUCUACCUUAUCAAACAUAGUAUUUAAAUUACUUCUUUCUUAUCAAACUCCUAAUAAAGUCACUAGAUAAAUAAAGGACAUGUCAAAAACACCUGAAAAGGUUCAUGUAGAAUGUAAUAAACCAUAUUCUCUUCUCAUCUUCUUGUGAAUAUGGUUCAAACCAUGUUCUCCAAUCAAAUUCUUCUUUGCGACUUUCUAUAAUCGCAGUUGAUUACUAUAGGGUUUAAAGUUUAGGGUUCAGGAACAGAACCUCGAUUACCAAUUUGACUUUCAUUUUCAAAUUAUAAUAAGAGGUCUUUUUGUGAUAUAAUUUUGAUCAUACUAAUUCUCAUCAUGUCAACUUCCGAACAAGUUGGAGGAGGACGAGGAGGAGGACGAAGACGUCUUAGAGGUGGAGGAAAUAAUGGUGUUUGGCCAGAGCCAUUCUUGGAGGCAUUAGCUACACAAAUGGCUAUUAAUACUACUAGUUCCAUUAAUCGUCUUGCUGCUGCUCAAGCACUCUCAAAUCUUUUCCAGGUUUGUUCAACAUGGAGAGCUGUGUCCCGGUCCGAUCUGCUAUGGCAAAAUUUAAGCAACCGUAUAUGGAACCGCGAUCGUCUUCUCCAUCCGACGUGGCAUGACGAAUACGUAUAUUGGCACCGUACGUCUAAUAAUUUCCGUCAAUGUAGAUACGUAUACCGUACCCUCCAUUUUGUACGAGCAAACAACGACGAUGAUAACAAUGACGGUCUCUCUUGUCGUCGUAUCGCGUUAUCCGAUCGCCAUUUAGCUGCCGGAUUUUCCGAUGGAUCGGUCCAAUUGUUUCAUCUAAUAUCUAGGGCUCAUCUGUCUACUUAUUAUCCGCAACAACGUGACCGGCUCGGCCGGUAUUCUAGGGCUAUUUCGGGAAUUAUUUUAUCGGAUGAGAAACUUGUGUUUGCAUCAUUGGAUGGUGAUAUACAUGUGGUGGUGCUCGGCGAGGCGGAUCAGUAUCCGCCCCGUCGUGCACGUUUAGGUGACGUGGUGAAUGACGGCGCUUUGGUGGAUUUCACCGGCCGUGGUCGGUGGUGGAUUGGCCUCUAUGCAGGUGUACCGGGUCGGGCAUUUCACGUAUGGAAUAGUGAAACGGAGCAACUAAUCUUCGCCGACGGCGAUUUAACCGAUCCCGAGGCAUUAACCGGUUGGCACCUCCUAACCGAGUUAAUGGACCUUGUGGGCCGGGUCCGUGUCACAGCUCGUGACACUGCUGUGGCAUGUACCGGCCCACAACUCGUUGUUAUAGACUUACAUAACCAAGGGUUGAUCCUCCGAGAAAGAUCCUUCCAACAUGAGCUCAUUGUAGGAUCUUUCGACGCCACGAGCGACUCGCUCGUGGCGGUGGACGGACGGGGUGUAGCCACAGUCCGUCGGACUGAGGAUUUGGAUGAGUCGUGUAGGUUUAAUGUGCGAGGCGCGUCGCAACGAGGGGUGGUUGGAAGCAUGAAUAGUAGUGGAUAUGGUGUAAUGUGUGUGGGAGAAGUUAUUAGGGUUUGGGAAGUAGAAAAUGGAGUGUAUCUUUAUAGUUUAAGGGAAAGAAUAGGGGAAGUUAAUGCCAUGCAUGCAAAUGAAAGGCAUAUAGUAGCUUGUUCUAGUGAUGGUACAAUUCAUUUAUGGGAUUUUGGGGCUUAAUAAUUAAUUAAUAUGGGGAUUAAUUAUUAUUAAUUAGGACAUUGGAGUUCCCUAAUUGGUAUAAAAUUUAACAAGGAUAAUUAGGGUUUAAUUAAGGUCUUGUCUUUUUAUGUAGGAAAUUAAACAAUGAUUUGGAGCUCAAAAUGAAUUGUUUCUUCUUUGUUUUUGGCAA
Messenger RNA from Solanum lycopersicum (tomato), 1823 nucleotides. RefSeq names its product transcriptional regulator STERILE APETALA. Gene Ontology annotation, molecular function: protein binding. The record is from RefSeq and is a predicted model, not a curated record. NCBI's taxonomy places the organism in Eukaryota, Viridiplantae, Streptophyta, Magnoliopsida, Solanales, Solanaceae.